AUGAUAAUCAGUGUUAUCCCCAGAAAUUCUAAAACUGCACCUCCGACCGAGCCCGAAGUCUUCCCAACUCCUCCAGAACAACCACGCGAGCAAGAAGUCCUCCCAACCACUCCAGAACAACCACACGAGCCAGAACUCCCUCCAGUGCAAGACGUCCUUCCAAUCCCUCCAGAACAACCACAUGAGCCAGAAGUCCCUCCAGAGCCAGAGGUCCUCCAAAUUCCUCCAGUCCCUCCCGAGCAACCACGGCAAACAAGAGCGAGACAACCACCAGAUAGGUUGACGUAUUACGGGCCCGGUCAAAGUUUUCCAGCUGGUGUCUUCGAAACCUCGGCAACAAAUCCAAUUUCAGCAGACCAAUGGCAACCUCAGCGGAAAGCCUGGAUGACUAAUCCACCCCACCUACCCUUCUAUCCACCACCCAU
This is a messenger RNA of Paramuricea clavata, 425 nucleotides long. Lineage: Eukaryota; Metazoa; Cnidaria; Anthozoa; Malacalcyonacea; Plexauridae. The record is from the annotation of a GenBank genome assembly.